Amaranthus tricolor (Joseph's coat) is the source of this 1518-nucleotide messenger RNA. RefSeq names its product protein MET1, chloroplastic. The transcript has 7 exons. Gene Ontology annotation, molecular function: protein binding. NCBI's taxonomy places the organism in Eukaryota, Viridiplantae, Streptophyta, Magnoliopsida, Caryophyllales, Amaranthaceae. Bases 338 to 1366 code for a protein of 342 amino acids. The record is from RefSeq and is a predicted model, not a curated record.
UAAAUGGUAAGUUAUUAUUCCUCUUAUAUUUGCACUCUCACAAAGAAACUCAUAAAAAUAAAAAGAAAACAAAAAAAAAAAAAUGGAGAGAUAUAGAACUGAUGGUCCUGAAUAAGUGUACCAAAUGAAAGGCUAGUUUCUUAUUUGGCCAUGUAAUCGACUGAAAAAGAUGAAGGACACGUAAAUGCACAACAACAAGCUCUAAAGAUAAUCAGUAUUCAGUAACAGAUUACAAUAGCCACUACCCAAUUGGGUCCUCUUAAUCCCAAAUCCCAAUUCCAGAGGCUGGAUCAACGCUGCAGCAGCAAGGAGUAAACAACAGCACGGCAAAACAAAAAUGAUGUCCACAACCAACAGUUGUGGGUACGGCUAUUCUCAGGCGCAGCUAUACCAUUGCUCCUACCAAGCUCUUGAUCAAACCAAUCGCUCCCAUUUGCAACUUUUCAAAACCAGGCAAUUCGGGUUGUCAUCUGUUGCUGCAGCUAGCCCUACAAGGUUUCUUGUAGGCUACCGCUGCAGCUGCAGGAGCAAUAAAUCUCUGAGUAGAUUCGUGAUAAAAGCAACAGAAACAGAUUCAUCCUCCUCGAACCAAGAAGAAGAAGAAAAGUAUGAAGAGUAUGAAGUGGAAAUAGAGCGACCUUUCGGGUUGAAAUUUGCCAAAGGAAGAGAUGGUGCUGUGUAUAUUGAUGCGAUAGCACCUGGAUUAUCAGCCGAUAAAACAGGCAAGUUUACUGUGGGCGACAAAGUUAUCGCCACCAGUGCCAUGUUUGGCACUGAAAUCUGGCCUGCUGCUGAGUACGGAAGGACUAUGUAUACUAUCCGUCAAAGAAUUGGCCCUCUCUACAUGAAAAUGCUGAAACGUUAUGGGAAUCUUGAUUAUGCUUCUGGGGAGAUGACUGAGAAGGAAAUUAUUCGUGCUGAACGAAAUGCUGGUUUUAUCAGUAACCGGAUUAGGGAGAUUCAACUGCAAAAUUACCAACGAAAGAUGGCACAGAAAGAACGUAGGGAACAGGAACUCCGAGAAGGCCUUCAACUUUACAAGAUGGAAAAAUAUGAUGAAGCACGUGAAAAGUUCGAGUCUGUACUAGGAUCUAGUCCUACCGCAACUGAAGCUUCAGUAGCUAAUUACAACGUUGCCUGCUGUUAUUCUAAGCUUAAUCAGAUACAAGCUGGUCUUUCUGCACUCGAAGAUGCUUUGGAAGAAGGAUAUGAAGAUUUCAAUAGAAUUCGAACUGAUCCAGACCUCGCGAACCUCAGAACAGCAGACGAAUUUGAGACCCUGCUGAAACGAUUCGAUGAAUCAUUCAUCAACGAGAAUGCAGUGAAUGCGAUCAAAUCUCUUUUUGGUAUAUUCAACAAGAAGUAAAAGGCGCGGUUUUAUAGCAACGAUUUUCUCACUAUGUUGCUUAUGCUUACACUGUUUGAUCAAGAGUACAUGUUCAUUAUUCAAAGAAACCUCCAUUCUCAUGCCUCCUAUUAAUGAAUAUAGUUUUCCGGCCUACAUUUAUCCAACAAAAA